AUUCAUCCAAAAUGUCAGGCUCCGACUCAGAAGGCGGUGUCCCGCUCGUGGAGCCUAAGUUUAACACAGCAGCAACAGUGUCAGUCUCUAAGAAGCGAAAACGGGAAGCAGAAGCCGAGGCAGAGGCAAAGAAGAAAAAGAAGGCCAAGCAACGAAAGAAGAAGAAGCCCAAGAACAUCCUCGAUGAAGACUUGAACGAGCAGCUGGGUGUCAAUGUUGCGUUUGCGCGGAUGGAUGCGCAGUUGUUAGCCGAUUACAUCAAUCAGCGGACUGCCCAUUACUGGAAGGAUAUGAGUUCGGUGGAGCUUGAGGAUAGGUUUAUUCCAGUGCGUGCUAUCCAAGAUACCAGCGAGUGGGAAUGGCCCCGGAAUCUAGAGCAUCUGGCGAAGUUCUUGAAGAAGAGUUGCGGAAAGCUCAAGCCCGUUUCGACCAGCUCGAAGGGCAGCCCGCAUACUUUGAUCGUUGCUGGCUCAGGCAUCAGAGCGGCGAAUCUGGCAAGAGCCCUGAAAGACGGCCUUCCCAAUGAGGGAGUCAAGGCCCCGAAAGUUGGCAAGCUGUUCGCAAAGCAUAUCAAGCUAAAGGAAGCCAUCGAAUUCUGUUCUCGAGAAGGCAUGGACUUCGGCGUCGGCACUCCACAGCGAAUCUCAGAGCUCCUAGAGAGCAGCGCGCUAAAGUGCUCAAAUCUCAAGCACAUUGUAAUCGAUGCUUCAUACAUCGAUGAGAAAAAGCGUGGUAUUCUCGACAUGAAAGACCUGCAUAAAGCAGUGCUAGAUCUUCUUCUGAGAGGAGAGUUCAAAAGCUCUGAGGAUUCUUGGGAUGAUCAGUUCCGCUUGAUUCUCUACUAGGCAUUGUAUUUCCUUCUAUUGCACCCGAAAGUUGGUUUCUCAUGUAGUGGAGUCCGGGGACUGGAGUAAGAAUGGGUAUUGGCCCUUACAUCAAAAGUACGUGUGACUACAAGCUCCUCGAAUUCCGCAUAGAACAGGGAGCAGGGAGGAAGAAUCCAAUCCUCGAGGCGUUCUGUAGUACGUACAAGACGGGAACCUUGUCAACGCCAUCAAGCGGUCAUAAAACUCAUGUCUACUCCAAUACCAAAGCUAUAGCGAAAGGCAUCCACGCCUGAACAUGCCCAAAGCUCUGCAACUAUCUGCAUCCCAAUAGGUCUGCUUACUUAUCGCGACUCAAAACAG
Mytilinidion resinicola is the source of this 1187-nucleotide messenger RNA. RefSeq lists its product as uncharacterized. Bases 12 to 845 code for a protein of 277 amino acids. The record is from RefSeq and is a predicted model, not a curated record. The transcript has 5 exons. Gene Ontology annotation, cellular component: nucleus; 90S preribosome. Lineage: Eukaryota; Fungi; Ascomycota; Dothideomycetes; Mytilinidiales; Mytilinidiaceae.